GCGACUAGCCGCAUUCGCUUGCGACAUUUCAUCGCAGUAGGCUGCGUGCUUCGGCUGAUACCGGGUGCGCACAAGUAGUACACGCUUAGCUUACUAAGUACGCAAGUUCCGCGUUUAUCAUUUGUUUUUUGUUUUUUUUUUUUGAGAAAAAAAAAUGGUUACUACGGGGUCGAGCACUGGUGUUGCCACUAGUGUUUUACAGCUCAACCCCGCUGUUGCUGCUAAUGCGGUCACAGUCACACCGCUGGUGGUGAAGAGCGAGGGUGUCGGAGGAGGACUUUUGAAUGUGAACAAUAAUAAUAAUACUAUGGAGAGUAGUGUUGGUAGUGUUCAGUCUAGUGCUGUUAGUAGGAGUACUGCUGUUAGUCCUGGAGGGAGAGCUAGUGAUAACAGAAGGAGUAACAAGCCUAUCAUGGAAAAGAGACGACGAGCCCGAAUAAACAACUGCCUAAAUGAACUGAAAACUUUAAUACUGGAUGCUAUGAAAAAAGACCCUGCCCGCCAUUCCAAAUUAGAAAAAGCCGACAUCCUGGAAAUGACAGUCAAACACCUCCAGAACCUUCAAAGACAACAACAGACCCCUGCCUCCGACCCAUCGUCGAUCAACAAAUUCAGAGCAGGAUUCACAGAGUGCGCCACAGAAGUUGGCAGAUUUCCCGGUUUGGAACCACUUGUAAAACGAAAACUACUGCAACAUCUCGCAACCAGUUUAACGCAAAGCUGUAAAUCGCAGGAGGUGCCACAAGUACAAGUUCACAUUUUACCCAAUCCACAAAGAUCACUUGAGCAGCAAGUGCCUCAACUACCUCCAUCAGGAAUUAUCUUAAGUAAUGGAAGUGGAACUGGAGUUCAGUUGGUACCUACAAGGUUGCCUAACGGUGAUAUUGCUUUAGUGCUGCCUUCUCCUGGACAAAAUCAUCAAGCAGCACCCUCACAGGUCCCUUUAUUGGUUCCAAUAGUACCAGAAAGGAGUGCCAGUUCUAUUUCCGCUGGGUCCAGUUCGAGUUAUAGUCCUAGUCACAGUCCCGAACCUAUGGAGACUAUGUACUGUCCAUCGCAACAAAAACCUUUAUCUUUGGUGGUAAGGAAGGAUGAACAGUGUGAGGAGCAUGGUGAGGAGAGACCUUGGAGACCUUGGUAAAGGAUGGCUAUUAAGGAAUUUGGGAUGGCCAGUGCAGAUGAAGAAUACGUAUAUAUAUAUAUAUAUA
Messenger RNA from Anthonomus grandis grandis, 1208 nucleotides. Its product is annotated as protein hairy-like. Gene Ontology annotation, molecular function: RNA polymerase II cis-regulatory region sequence-specific DNA binding; protein dimerization activity; DNA-binding transcription factor activity, RNA polymerase II-specific. Bases 155 to 1141 code for a protein of 328 amino acids. The record is from RefSeq and is a predicted model, not a curated record. The transcript is spliced from 3 exons. Gene Ontology annotation, cellular component: nucleus. Gene Ontology annotation, biological process: regulation of neurogenesis; regulation of transcription by RNA polymerase II; anterior/posterior pattern specification. Lineage: Eukaryota; Metazoa; Arthropoda; Insecta; Coleoptera; Curculionidae.